This is a messenger RNA of Oryza sativa Japonica Group (Japanese rice), 1537 nucleotides long. RefSeq lists its product as uncharacterized. Lineage: Eukaryota; Viridiplantae; Streptophyta; Magnoliopsida; Poales; Poaceae. The record is from RefSeq and is a predicted model, not a curated record.
AUUGUGGUAAGCAAACUAAACAUGUGCACUGGCUGCGAAAUAUAGAGAAACCAAACAAUGUACGCGACCAAGCCGCUCUCCCUCUUCAAGAGCCACCCGGAGGCGGCGACCCAGCCGCCGCCGGAUGGCCGGAACUCCGGCUACUUCGUCGUGAAGGGCCCCGACGACGACGGCGGCGGCGGCGACGACGAGACGUGCUGCUGGGGCACGUGCGGCGGGUCGCGCGUGCGCGACCUGCCGUUCCCGCAGAACCGCGUGCUGACCGUGCGGUACACGGAGCAGCACGGCGAGAGCAGCACCACCUACGCCGACGCCGUCGUGUUCGUCCCCGUCCCCGACCUGCCGCUGGCGUCGAACCGGUACUACGCCGUCGUCGCCGCCGGCAAGCACAAGGGCCUCGUCAGGGCGUGCUCCCGCGAGGAGGACAUGACCACGCUCUGCUUCUGCCGCUGCAUCAACGACGCCAAGCCGAGGGUGUUCGACCCGGCCGACGUCUACCAGCAGGUCGAGAUCGUGCAGCGGCGGCGCGGCCGGUUCACGGCGAGGUCCGUCGCCGCCGACGGCUUCCCCUACUUCCUCUACCGCAAGAAGUACUGGCGCGUGUACGCCUCCAAGCCGAAGCACUUCGACCUCGGCGAGGCGCCGGGGCUGAACGCCGCGCUCCGGUCGCGCCAGCUCGCCCUCGACGCGUUCCCGGUGACGACGACCGCCGCCGUCGGGAAGUGGUACGCCCCGUUCUUCCUCGUCAAGGAGAGCGGCGUCUCCCCGCCGGAGCAGAUGGACCGCGCCACGUUCUACGAGGUGUCGCUCGAGCAGCGGUGGGAGGCGGCGGCGCACGGGCACGGCGACGGCUACGCGGGGAAGCUGGACAGCAAGAGGGUGCUCAUCGGCGGGAGCGUCGAGGGGAGGCAGGAGGGCGGCGGGCGCCACGGCGACGACGGGUACGUGUGGUUCAGGGCGGCGGCGGCGGCGGGCGGCGGCGGGCAGAGGGUGGGUUUGUGCGCGAGCCUGUGGGAGAGGAUGAGGUGGGAGGAGUACAGGGGAGGGUGGGUCGACGAGCACGAGGGCGCCGGCGAGGUGGCCGGCGGCGGGUCGGUGCUGGUGGAGAGGUUCGUCGUGAAGCGGAUGGACGGCAGCGUCGCGGUCGCCGUCGACUUUGUGCACUUCAACAAGGCCAGGGAGAAGCUGGUGUAAAUUGUAAUCGUGUCACUCUGUCACUGUCAGGUUAUACCUAUCAAAUGCACAGUUGCGAAUCUUCAGGUUAAAUCCUUCAAAAACCAUAAAAAGGAAGAAGAAGAAGAAGAAGAAGAAGAAGAAGAAGAAGAAGAAGAAGAAGAAGAAGAAGAAGAAGAAGAAGAAGAAGAAGAAGUUGCGAUUUGUAAUGAUUUUUUUUUAUCAACUCUGUGAGACAGUGGAGAAGAUGUAUUUGUUAUGGUUUGUCAAUCACCUUGCUUUGAGCUUUCGCCUUGGUAUGUACUCCGUACUAUGUAUGUGCAAAUUACGUAGUAAGCACUUGAAUGGGAAACUGUUUUAUUCA